GAUUCAGUGUUGAAGCAGCUGCGUCCGAACAUUACUUGAGCAGUGUGUCAUGAAGAGAAAGAAAAGGCGUGAUCUUCGGCAUCAUUUACAACUUGGUCGUAAAACCACUUAGCUAGUGCUUAUUCAAAUAGAUCGCAAACCUUUUUGUGCUGUAAAGCCACUCCUCUGGCCGCCAGUUGUGCUGUAUUUUAAUGUUAUAGAAUUCAGAAUAUCAAAAUCGGUGACCAGAUGAAGUAGUGUGUUCCUUAUCUUUCACACAGAAAAAUACAGCUAUAAUAAGGGAGAGUUUUCUUGAUACUCGAGUGUGAAGACGCAGGAGACACCCGGUGGAGCUUCUGUAACUUGCUCCGGUGACCAGGAACUAUUAAUUCUGAAAUACGUCAGACUCUCCUUGAACUUCUCGUAACUAGACAGAAACAAAAAAUUACUGAUUUAACAUUUAUUAACAUAGUGUGAGAAGCAUCUGUCAUAGAUUGAUCUGUUUCUAAAGAAAAUCAUAAUGAUCGUGGUUGUGGCAGCAAUGAUGUUAUUCAUGAAUCAACACACACUCGGCCAUGCUACGAAUCGUUCUCCUCUGCUAAGGAUCAAUAAUCCAGUUCUGGAUGAGACGCCUCAUGCUCAAGAAUUUGGAAGAAGGUUCACCCCUCGCACAGCAACGACCCCCACCACUUUGCACUCGACCGAGACUCAACCAGUCCCUACUCAGACUCCGUAUUCCACAAGCUCGACCUCUGAAGAUGCAAUGUCAGGACAAAAAUCUACGGAUCAAGAGGACAAAGGCUGCCUAAAGCUCUCCUACGACAGCGUGGAGCACAUCUACAGAAGUGAGAACUACGUUUACGACAUCUGGUUGAAAUCUGUGUCAGCAGUGGCCACAAUUCAACUGGACUUCGACUUUUCCGUAUCUGCUCUAAAUUUAUUAGGUUCCAGAUUUAAGUAUUCCAUCACCUCUGACCGCUGGCACAGACUGCAGGUCUUCCGUAGCGAACUGCUGGAUGACUGCACAAGUGCCCAGUUGAGGAUCACCGACGUAGCUGUCGAAUGCUUGCCUCACCGCACACCCUCUCUGCUUCGGGUCUCUAGUGGAGACAACAGAAGUUUGGUUGUUUGGAGCACCUGCAGUGCGCAAGGCCCCUGGUGGGAUGAAGUCACCACAAAGGUCCAGCCUUUGGUACAGACAUCAACUGAGCUGUACAUGUGGCUGUCCCUCGGUCUGCUAAUAAUCCUCGUUCCACUGGCCAUCUACGCCUCCUGCCUACAAUACCGGCUCAUAAAAGGACGUUCAGCUGAGCCACGCAAGGAAUCCAUUUACGAAGAGUGGAAUUACAGUCGCCAAACCUCACCCCCCUGCAGUUCCAACGACAGUAAUAAAUUCACUGUCCAGACAUCGCUAUCAAGUAUCUAAGAGGAACUCUGUGCCUGAGUUUUUUGGAGAUGUUAGUGGUAGUUCUUGGAUCAGUUUGGCAAUAGUCCAGUACAUUCCAGAUGGUUAUCCGGGUUACAUAGCCUUCCGAUAGCUGUCAUAAAAUGUGUUGGCGUUUCUCUACAGCUAAAUCUAGUUAAAGCUGACUUGUGAACGACAAAGGUUUCCACCUUUUUGUUUAAAACACGAGCAUAAAAUGAUGAUAUGGCGCCUGGUGAUCUUCCUACUGUAGAAGUUCCUCGCACUGCUCUGUAGCUUUGGUCGGCAUAGAAAGGACUAGAUAUCUUCCCUGGGUGAAAAGUGCCCAUAAAAAAUAUGACUGAAUUUUCUUUGCUCCAGGCAUCAGUGAUACCACAUACCAAACCUAGAGCUCAUGUAACCGUUCUAUCUUAUGCACAGAUCUCCUCAACUACACUUUCUAGUUUUGAAAGCUGGGUUUUGAGAUAUCUUGGUUCGUCAGGAUGUAAACAAUAGUCUCGGCCUUAAGUAUUCUAAGCACAGUGAAAUAUUCACGAACCAUGCUACUACAAUAAGUAAUCUAUAUAGCAAUAAAAGUAUCAAUUGCUUUUUUAUUUGACAUUACAGUAUUACGAAAGUCUAUGAUGCCAAGUUGGUGCGUUUAUUUCAUUAUACUUGUUAUUUUUGUCUAAUAUGUUAGUUGUAUAUUUAUGUAUAUAUGUGUGUGUGUGCAUGUCACUUUUCUGACAAACGAUUGCACCUAGCAAGUGGAAAAUUUGUAAACUUGGGCAACUUUCAUGAGGAUUCGUUUACUAGCCACUACAGUGAGGUUAAGGCCAAGGUCAUACUCGAUAUCAAGAGAACAAAUAGAAAUUUAAUCGUAGCAACACUGUUCGAGCUACAUGCAACAGAGAUUCCAUAUCUGAGAUCAAUCAUUUCAUAUAAUCUACUAGUUAAACUAAUGUUUUAGAGAAAAGUCGAUGUCAAAGCUAUUUUGACAGGUCGAGGGUCAGGUCAGGUCAAAGGUCAUAUUUUCUAAGCUUUAUUAGGUAAGAUCCUCAUAUGCUGCAUGGCAAAUGCACUAAUGAUUAAUGUGAAAGUCGAAGUCAUGGUCAAGGUUGCAGGUCAAAUAAUAAUUUGACCAUGACCACAACUAUACAAAAUAAAGACUUAGUAUUUGAUAUGAGAAAUCAAAUAAUGAAGCCAAGGUGCAGAGUUAGGUCAAGGUCAUGCAAGGAAGUCGAAGGUCAGUUGGGAAUUUCGCUUUAGCAAUAACUUUUUAAAUAAAAUGAGAGUGAGUCCUCGCAUUUGUAACUCACGAGAAAGGAAUCGCAGGAAGCCAACAUAUGGAAACUAGUGUAUAGUAAAUGUAAAGAAGACAAGGAAAAACUGAGGGGAAAAGAUAAGUUAAAAAGAAAAUUAUCUAGAAUAUUAAAAAAAAUGCCUGGAUGUACAGUCAUACAAGAACAAGUGGUAAGUCUUAUAUCCACAUGAUCUUUGAAAGAGCGAUCCAGUGCUGGCAAUGUACGCAAGAUCCAAUAUGAAUUUGAAAACAAUUCUUUAAGUAAAGUAUAGAUAUAACUUUUGCGAUGUAUAAAGUCAAGGUGAAAAGAGUGUCGUAUGCAAAGAAACCUUAGAAAGACUUGACAACAAAAACUUGGUAAUCAUAUGUGAGAGGCAAUGAAAAUGAAUCUCUUAGCAUUAUGAGGAAUGUUCAUACCAGAAACAGCAGGCUAUUUGAAGGAAAAUGGAGGAAAAUAUGUUAAGAUAAGGUUAGAGUUAUAUGUAUAAAGCAUUGAAUAAAACAAUAUAACUAUAUUUGCUAUGACCUAUCCUUAUCUAUUGCUAUGACAUCCCAAAAGAAUAGUGUGCCCACAGAUGAGUUUGUGAAGUGAGCUGUGAGGAACUAUGAACCAAGACCCAGGGGCAAUAUAUUUUUAGUAACUCAAAGAUUUAUAGAUAUGUUUGAUGCGGCUUAUAAUCGCUCAGUCAAAUUUGACCCUAAAGACUGCGCCAGAAAACAAUUGGAAUGACAAAGGUGUGUCAAGGUGCACGAAUCUCCACUAGUAUUCGGAUGAAUGGCUAGUCUUGGCCUCACCAGUGGAUACGUUGUUGAGGAAAAACCUUGGGGUUUUCCGGGAUUGGUGCUGAUUUUCUUUGCUUGCUGAUUAGAUCGGAGAAAUCAGGCAUAUUGAAACCAUCAAUUGGUCCAGGACUGUUCAGGAGUCUUUUGAACCCCCCAAAACAUUCAGAUAAAUCUUGUCAUAUGUUGAUGGUUAUUAGAUAUCAUUAGGGAAACUUGUUCCUUGAGACCGCUGUACAUUCUUUUCUUCCACUGCAGAAAGUUUCAUAUCAGAAAGUACCCCCAAUGUCUCUGUACAUCGAGAUCCUGACCACAGAGGCAGUUAUUUAUAAUCCUCGAUGGUGGCAAAAAAAAUGAAUAAAAUCUCUAAAAGGGAAUAAUGUUAGUAGCAAUCACCCCCAAACCUUUGAUGUUCUAGGGUGUUGCCCACUUGUUUGAUUCUCAAGCAAAGGAGGUAAUGUCCAAAAAAGACAGAUACAGUUACAUGAAUUUGUUAGAACUAUGAGCAGUCUUCUUAGCUCUCAAAGCAUUCAUGGGCAGCUGAUUAGAUCAUUACACUAUCCCUCUAACAUACGGCGUCAAUAGCCUCGUCGUUGCGACGCCAAUAAGAACUAACAAAUCAAUCAAUCAAUCCCUCUAACAUAACUGAGAAAUAAUUGCGGAACAAAGUCAGAGUCUCAUUGUCGGUUGGCAGUGGAAAUCUUCAUUUGGGCAGGAAGACACGAGGCCACCAUCUUGCCAAAGUUCAUCUGAGUCUUUGUAAGAUUUUGCUGAACAUUCACAGCAAGGCUCAUUAGACCCUUCCUUCAGAAUCAUCCUGUCACUUUAGAUGUCCACUAAACCCUUUGGUAUGAGUUUGAGAACACCUUUGCUUGAGGGUACAAUCAGUUAUUUUUCCUCUUUUUUGUUCAUUUUCCUGCUUUUCCAAAAAGUGUGUAGGACAGGAGGUCAUUUUACAAAUCUAGGCUCAUGAGACUUUGACACUACGAACUGGGUUUUCACGUACAACCUGAAGCUAUAUUCCACCCUCAGAGCAAGCACUUGGUCUUGUGAUUCUGUUUACAUUAUGUUAUGCAGCAUGCUUCUCAGUAUGGGAGGAGUGUUAGCAUGGAGUACCAGCCGUUAAGAUGGGCUUAGUAAGCAUACUAUUUUGGGAUUAUGUCUUCGUUGCAGACCCAUUACUUAUGAAAGCUCUCAUGAAUUUGGACGAUCAACUACUGCUCUAUUGACACUCACUAGUGAGGAAUUAGAUUACUUGCAUCUUGAGCUACUAUCUUCCUCAUCCUCCUUCUAUUCGUCCUGAAUCGCGAUUCAGGCUACCUUAUGACUGAUGGAUUUGUACGAAUAAGCUGUUCUUACAAAAUUAUCAAACAUUAAACAUAAAUUUCCAGUGCUACAAUCUUCAGGCGAAGGAUUGUUUUACUGUUAAAAAAACUUGUAGAAAAGCGUGUUUUAUAGUAAAAACAUUGUCUCAACAGAUAUUAUGAAUUAUUAUGUAAAAAAUCCUCUGUCAAUGUGAUUAACUAACCUAAGCGUUUCUGCAGUUAGUACCAUGCAUGUCAAUCAGAGCUUCACACGACCUCGAA
Macrobrachium nipponense is the source of this 5050-nucleotide messenger RNA. RefSeq lists its product as uncharacterized. The transcript has 5 exons. Lineage: Eukaryota; Metazoa; Arthropoda; Malacostraca; Decapoda; Palaemonidae. Bases 500 to 1405 code for a protein of 301 amino acids. The record is from RefSeq and is a predicted model, not a curated record.